AUGGUCUCGCUAUUUGGCUGGGGCUCAAGCCCAAAACCCGAGUCGAGCCAGGUCACACCAGAAGAAAAGCCAACACCCGAACCCACAACUCCAGCACCACCAGCACAAACACAAUUAGCACAACCAGCCUCUCCUCAAACAAACACAAACCUCAAACUCUUCUUCGGAGGAAUGACUUUCUUCGCGCUUUCGGUAUUAGUCACACGUCGCGCUUUCCAUAAGAAACGCAUUGCGUGCAUCCCGCCUUUCUACACAAGCUCGGUAUACCACCAGCCCCACUCGAACUCCGCGGGCGAUGCGUUCGAGGCUCUGAAUCUGGCUACUCUGAAUGUGAUCUCAUUUGGACUGAUGGCUGGCGGUGCGGUUGGGUAUGCGCUGAAUAUUAAUGGGCUUGAGGAUAUGCGGAGAUUCGUGCGAAAUGGGUUGCAGGGUGGUAGCGAUACGCCUGUGAAGAGUGAUGAGGAGCUUGAGGAGGAAGUUAGUCAGUGGGUUUCGAAGAUCCUUGGUGAUAAGUUUGAGAAGCAGUUGGAAAAGGAGAAGAUGAAGAGGGGACUCGGUGAGGAUAAGGCGAGUCAGGACAAGGCGAACUGA
Molecule: messenger RNA, 591 nt
Organism: Penicillium griseofulvum
Lineage: Eukaryota; Fungi; Ascomycota; Eurotiomycetes; Eurotiales; Aspergillaceae
Exons: 1
Coding region: 1-591 (196 amino acids)
Cellular component (GO): mitochondrion
Source: RefSeq, a predicted model, not a curated record